Molecule: messenger RNA, 483 nt
Organism: Drosophila novamexicana
Lineage: Eukaryota; Metazoa; Arthropoda; Insecta; Diptera; Drosophilidae
Gene: Cpr65Eb
Product: pupal cuticle protein Edg-78E
Exons: 2
Coding region: 1-483 (160 amino acids)
Cellular component (GO): chitin-based extracellular matrix
Molecular function (GO): structural constituent of chitin-based larval cuticle
Source: RefSeq, a predicted model, not a curated record
AUGUUCAAAAUCCAUCUCGUCACACUUGCUGUUGCCGUCUUUGUGAGCGCCGUGCUGUCUGCGCCGUCGGAUUCGGCCGAUGCGCACGCCGAGAUUCGCAGCUUUGUGAACGAGCUGAAGCAGGACGAUAACAGCUAUAAGUAUCAAUUCGAGACGAGCAAUGGCAUAGCGCAGCAGGAGCAGGGCGUCGGCGGCUACUAUGCCAGCGGCUCAUCGCAGUAUUACACUCCGGAGGGUCAGCUUAUUCAAUUGACGUACACAGCUGAUGAGAAUGGCUUCCAGCCACAGGGCGAGCAUCUGCCGACGCCACAUCCCAUUCCUGAGGCCAUUAUCAAGUCAUUGGAAUGGAAUCGCGAACAUCCCGAGGAGAACGAUGAGGGACAGUACAAUCACGGCCAGGGCGGCGGCAAUGGAUACGGCGAGCAGGCCAAUCAAUUCCUGCAGGCGCCUGCAUCUGGUCUGCCAUACGAGAAGAAGAUUUAA